GGACGCGGGAGGCGAUCCUCCUCGCAGGCCGCCGCCGCCGCCGCCGCCGCUGCGCGCGUCUUCCUGGAAGAGGCGCCCCGUCCCGGUGGUGGCACGCGCGCGCCCAGACGGCGAAGGUGGCGCCCGCGAUAAGGCGGCCCCUAUCGGGACCUCGCAGGCAGCAACAGCCGCCGACGGCGAGGAGGAGCUGCCGGGGAGACGGGCAGCGGGCACAUCCCCAACGCCGAGAAGGGAGGGAAGGAGAGCGGGCGGCGUCAAGGCACCGCGCUGGACGCGCACCGGAGGCUCGACAGCUCGGCUGCCCGGGCGGACGCACGGACGCCGCGGCAGAAGCCCACCCGCCGCCCAGGUGCGAUCCCCGGAGGAGAUGUAGCAAAGAGGCAACAGACCCGCUAACCAGGAACCAUGUCGGUGAAACUCACAUUUGACUCCCCUGCUGAUGGGAGAAGGAUCAGCAGGAGCUGCUCCUUUGCUGGGUUCAGCAAUGCGCAGAGCCGAAAAUUAAUGAAGUCUCUCAGCAAAGGUUCUACGAGGUCUAAAAUGUCAGUGAAAUCUGCCAAGACCUAUCCCUCUCUGCAGAAAGGGAUGGUCAUCUGGGAUCCCAAGCCACAACAAGUGAAGAAAGUUUUUGAAGCUUUGAAGAAAGGACUCGAUGAAUAUCUGGAAAUGCAUCAGGCAGAGCUGGAUUACCUCUCAGAAUGCCACAAAGAUACAAGAAGAAACUCAAGGCUGGCUUUCUACUAUGAUUUGGAUAAGCAAAUCCGCUCUGUCGAAAGGUAUAUCAGGAAACUGGAAUUUCAUAUAAGCAAGGUAGAUGAAUUAUAUGAAGCUUACAGCAUCCAGUGCAGGCUGCGAGAUGGUGCUUCAAAUAUGAAACAUGCCUUUUCCUUGUCCCCGUCCACAAAAGCAUCAAGAGAGAGCCUGGUGGAACUUUAUAAAAACCUUCAAGAAUGCACAGAGGAUAUGUGUCUGAUAGAGGGUACCCUCGAAGUGCAUUUGGGAGAGUUUCAUCUGAAAAUGAAAGGGUUAGUAGGAUAUGCACGUCUCUGCCCAGGGGACCAGUAUGAGGUGUUUGUACGGCUGGGGCGCCAAAAGUGGAAACUGAAAGGCCGGAUUCUGACCGACGACAGUCAAACGUGGGAUGAGGAGGAAAAAGUUUUCAUACCCAACCUCCAUGAGAAGUUUGAAAUCAAGGUCACAGAACUGCGGGGACUUAGCACCCUGUUGGUUGGCAUGGUGACAUGUGACUGCAUCGACUUCUUCACAACCCGGCCUCAAGCCAUCAUUGUGGAUAUAACUGAACUGGGCACCAUCAAACUGCAACUGGAGGUCCUCUGGAACCCUUUUGACACUGAAAGCCUCGUCUUGUCUCCUGGAUCUGCCUCCAAGUUUUCUGUGGGGAGCAGGAAAAACUCCAUAUAUAGCUGGACCCCACCAAACACUCCCAGCUUCCGAGAGAAAUAUUACCUUUCUGUUUUGCAGCAAGGGAAAAAACAAGCAGAUAUCAGGGACGAGGCCCGAGAUCCCUGCAUCCUGAGCUACUUGGAUGACUGCGAUUUUGACAUGAGUCUGAGGAGCACCAGCCACAGCCUUACGGAGACGACAGAAGGCAGCUCGUUCAGCUCAGAGGACCCGAAAGGGGCAGAAAGCAGGAACGUGACGCCACCUUCGAAUCAGAGGGCGCUGCCCAUGCCACUGACUAUCCUACAAGAUGCUUGUGUGGCGGGAGAGCAGCAGGACCUUCUGCUGUGCCAAACUCCCAGCCGCAGGACUCUAGACAUCCUACAAGAGACGACCCAUGCUGACCCCGCUCUCGCCACACCAACGCACCCACUGGAUCAGGAGAAAGUGGGGAGCAAGUCCACCGUCUGGGACAGGCGUAACCAUUUAGUACAGCAAAGGAAGGUCCUCUCUGCUGGUCGAAGAGGAUCGAGAGCCAAUUCUGAUGUCAGAGCUGGUAGAAGGACUAAGUUGAUUGAGAAGACGCUUCAGGAAGUGUUGCUUUUGUUGAAAUCCCAGCAUCCGAGCCCUAUCCAACUGGAGGAAUUGGAAUACCAGCUUUUCUGCAUCCGGGGCAAAUUAAAGCUGAAAAAGUACCAACUGAAACACUCCUCUGUGGAGAGCUUGAUGGUUGAGACAGUGCUGGAAAGCUUUGACUUCCUCAAUGCUGACGGCAGUGCGGAUGAACUGUCAUCUCUUGGGAGCGUAAGGACCCGCAGUACCAGCACCAGCAGCUACAACAAAGCCACACUUCCAUCCCUGGGCUAUGAUACCAAAAGAGAAAAGAAGGAGUUAACCACAGGCAGUGAUGACCUAGAUACACUUCUAGAAGCACACCUGCAGUUCUGCAGAGCUCUUCUGCAGAAACUUGUCCUGCCAAACUUAGCUCCAAUUGUCCAGCAGAGCCUUUUGGAAGAGUUGUCACAACAGAAACAUGUUCUGGAGAUAAUCUCUGCUCUGGCUGCUUCUGUGCCGCGGAACCUGACUUCUGUGGAAGAGAUCAUUCAAAAAGCUAAAAAGCAGAAGCGCUGCCUGAAGAUUUGGAGUGAGUGCACUGAGCGGGGGAGCAUUUUAUUCUGUCCGGCGGAGAGAUUUUGGAACCCUUUGAAAUACAUACUGAUGUUCAAAACAAAAGAGAACUAUCAAGGACACAUAGAAAAAGUUUUGCAGCUGUUCCUGGAGCAGAUAGUUGGAGGCAGCCUGCUCUUUUCCUCGACGGAUCUCCCAGCUGAAUCAGUGACAUUAUUCCAGUUUUACAGCUACCUGGAGAAGCACCACGUGAACAAUUUGGAAAAACACCUGGCCAGAUUUGCUAAAGAAGUGAUGCUGACUGAGGACCUGCAGCGUCCUGGGAGAAUGAAGAAAAUAAAGAAACUGAAAGGGAAGCGACUCAGCCGACUGCAACCCCUUCCACAGACCUUACAGCUCCUUGCCGUUCUACAGCUUGAUGAAAACCAUCGUAUGGGCAAGGCAGCCAUGUUGUGUCUCUCUCGGGCGGCAGCUGAUAGGAAUUUCAGGGAAAAGGCUCUGCUUUUUUACACAGAUGCCUUAAGUAACGAUGAUGCGAAAUUGCAGCAAGCCGCAUGUCUGGCCCUCAAAAACCUCAGAGGUGUGGAAAGCAUAGAGCAAAUUGCCAGACUGUGUCUAUCAGAAUCAGAGGAAGUGCGGAACGCCGCCAGAGAAACGACUCUUUCAUUUGGUGACAAAGGACGGCUGGCUUUUGAAAAGAUCGACAAGAUCUGCUGUGAGCUGAGGGAUACCAUGUACCAAGAAGCUGAAAUAGAAAUCACAGUAUUUUAAGCAGUACCUUUGAGGGAGAGGCCAGAUAAUCUUGUACCAUCUGCAAUUCGGCUACAAGAGUGUGGAAAAAGCACACAAAUGUUAAAUCUGUCUCGGCUGGAUUUAAAAACAAAUUAUCUCGAGAAUGAGCAGAGUUUCUGCACGGUGCAAAAUUUCUUUGGGUGACUCUGAUCUUAUAACCAGAAAGGUACUGUGUAAACCAUUAAAUAUCAGCUCCCUCGUCUUCAGUAUCACAGGAAACAUUCACCCUGAACUAAGAAGGCAUCCGAAAAUCUUGCACUGAAGUUCUCCAUUUGGAGGAGAGGAGACAGAAGCAGCUUCUUUUUUGACUGUGAGAUGUUUUCUUAGGAAUAACCAAGGUGUUUCAAAAAGGAGAGAAAAAGAAAACCACAAGGAUGGGCCAAACUGGGAUUGCAGUGAGUGGUGUUAAUGAAGACUUUGCAGCCCUCUGCAACUUCAAUCCAACCUGCCCCCCCCUUUUUAGGCCAUAGGAAAAUAACUUGCAUAUUUAUUUGCUUAAUAUUGUGGACAAGGACUUCCACACAAUCUCUAAAGUAAUUAGCGACAGUAAAUUAACCUGAAAUCUUCUUUCAAAGGGCACCUUGUUCUGGCAGCGGAAGUAUUGGGGUCUUAAGAUAAGACUGAAAAACAUGGGGUUUGUGACCCUAGAGCAUUGCAGAGUUGGAAGAGGUUAACAGCUAAAGAAUCCUCACCUCUUACUUCCCACCAUUAAGCCCCUGAACCAUUCUUCUAGUAUACACACACCAGAAUCUAGCGCCAGGAAAAACUGAGAAGCCAGCUAUUCCCAUGAGUGCUUAAUUCUGGGUUUAUAAUCUUAACCGAGAAGCUGUUUUUAAGUGGACUGUUGCUGCAAUACUAAGCACAUUUACAUUGAUCUUUUACUGAGCUUGGUGAGAUGCACAUUUGAGUAAACAGGUGCAGAUGCUGAUGAACACCACGUACCAUCUUUUUUUAACACAGGUGGUGCUGGCAGGAGCUGAAUGCAGUUGGG
Molecule: messenger RNA, 4312 nt
Organism: Podarcis raffonei (Aeolian wall lizard)
Lineage: Eukaryota; Metazoa; Chordata; Lepidosauria; Squamata; Lacertidae
Gene: RIPOR3
Product: RIPOR family member 3
Exons: 22
Coding region: 406-3300 (964 amino acids)
Source: RefSeq, a predicted model, not a curated record